AUGAAAGAAGAGAAGAAGCAGCCCCUGAGGCUGCCACCCACCCCCCUCCUCAAAAAAAUAUUUUUUCCAGUCCCAGAGAAGAGGUCACCCUUCCUCAAAAAAGGGAGGGGGCGAGUCAGUCGACGAGGAAAGCAGAAAGAAAUCUCCAGCGGGAGAGACACCGGUGUGCCGCCGCCGCCGCCUCUUCUCUUCGCCCAGCCUGAGGGAGAAGCACGGCCAGGAAGCGCCGGGAACGCCGCUCUCACCGCCGCCGCUAACACUGCCACCGCCGCCGCCGCGAGAGCCCCGAGCCGGAGGGUGCACGGCGUGUCCCCCGGCGGCUGCAGCGGGAGCCCGGGCACGGCCCCAUCCUCCGCCCGCCUGCCUCGCUCAGCUCCCGCUCCUCCCCCUCCGCGGCCGGCCCACCGCCGCCGCCGCCCGCCUCAGCCCAGCCCCGCGCCCGCCCGCGCGCGCCGCGCGCACGCGCACCUCCCUCCCCGCGCCUCGCUCGGCGCGCGCUCCCGCCCCCGCGGCCCCGGCCGGCUGGAUCACGUGGCCGGCCGGGCUCCCUCCACCCCGCCCUCCCCAGUUGUAGAGUGUGUAGAAAGCAAAAGGCUGGGGGCUGGCCACGCUCGCGAGCCCAGGGCAUGCGCGCUGGGGCGGCCGGGCCUGCGCACUGGGGGAGGAGGGGAGCCAGGAAUGGGGAGCUAG
Messenger RNA from Orcinus orca (killer whale), 690 nucleotides. RefSeq lists its product as uncharacterized. The transcript has a single exon. Bases 1 to 690 code for a protein of 229 amino acids. Lineage: Eukaryota; Metazoa; Chordata; Mammalia; Artiodactyla; Delphinidae. The record is from RefSeq and is a predicted model, not a curated record.